Molecule: messenger RNA, 642 nt
Organism: Ostertagia ostertagi
Lineage: Eukaryota; Metazoa; Nematoda; Chromadorea; Rhabditida; Trichostrongylidae
Source: the annotation of a GenBank genome assembly
GGAAAGAAGGAAGAAGAGAGAGUUUCCGUUGUCAAAGAAGAGCGCGAGACGGAGGAGGAACGCAGGAAGAGGUUCAUAAUCGAACAGCUAGAAGAAGAAGAAAGGGAGCUGUUGGAAAGGAUUCCAAAAGUUCUGAAAGAAGUAACGCAAACGACAGAGUCUGAAGGAUGGGUUCAGCGCAGCAGCGCUGAGGUAGCGAAACCGCGAACAGUAGAAACAACGAAGCGUGUAGAAGAAGUGGUUGAAGACCGUCGAGCACAGAUGAUGGAAACGACUCGUCCAGAGGUGAAGACCGUUACAACAACUAAAACAACGGAGGAAGAGGAGGCAAGACAUCUACCGCUUGGCGGCGUUCAAACCGUCACAACAACCAAAACGACGGAAGAUGAGGAGGCAAUGCGGAGAUUAGCUCAGUCUCGAAUUCCUCAGUUAACAAAGCGGGUCACCACCACAACCACCGCGGAUGGUUUCGUUCAGCAUGUACAUGAUGAGCUCGCCCAACCAACUCAGGUGUCCACCACAACUCGAAAAGAGGACGAAGACGCGCAGUGGAAGCGAACGGUAGCGAUGAGGCAUGCGCAGCCAGUAACGGAAAAGACAACCACGACGACGGAGACCUCCACCGUUAUGCAGGUUUGUGCG